AUGUUCAAGCCCUCGCAGCCCAUGAUGGCGCGCUUGCGCCUGACCACGAAACAGGUCCUUGGUGGCUACUACAAGGGUAACCGGACCGGAUCGAUGGGUUACUUUGCGAAGAACGGGUCAUAUGUGAUCGACUGGAAAAAAGUCCGCACUUUCGCUGUGCCUGAGAACCUGGAUCAGUUCAAGUUGACCCCCUUCGUGACCAAGCGUAUGCCUCCCACGAAAUCCAAGUACACGAAAGAAAUCGAGAAGGACGGAAGAAUCGUCACCCUUCAGCGGGCUUUCAGCGGAAAGGACUACCUCGAUAUGUGGGCCUCGGACAACGGUCAGGAAGUUCUGGAGCAGGAGCGUCUGGACUCUGAGGCCGCAGCGGAAUCGUCAUCGACUACUCAGCCCGCUCGUCAAUAA
Aspergillus vadensis CBS 113365 is the source of this 405-nucleotide messenger RNA. Its product is annotated as mitochondrial 54S ribosomal protein mL41. Gene Ontology annotation, biological process: translation. Gene Ontology annotation, cellular component: mitochondrial large ribosomal subunit. NCBI's taxonomy places the organism in Eukaryota, Fungi, Ascomycota, Eurotiomycetes, Eurotiales, Aspergillaceae. The transcript has 2 exons. The record is from RefSeq and is a predicted model, not a curated record. The coding region runs from base 1 to 405 and encodes 134 amino acids. Gene Ontology annotation, molecular function: structural constituent of ribosome.